AUGUACAUAAAAACCAUAUUUGUCAAAUCUUAUAAUAAUGUGUACGGUUUCUUCAAUCGUAAUCCCUCUAUGCAAUUUUUCGUUUGUGAUUAUUUGUGUACUCUCCAACAUUGUGCCUUUUCCAGUUCUAACGAUGUAAUAAGUAGGUUUAAACAUGUGAAAGAGGAUGUUAGUGAUAUCUGUAUAAGCUCCAAUUUGGAUCCUGCCCCGUUUUUUCCGCAUGAUGUGAUCGAGACAACAACGAUAGAGAAUAAUACCGAAAUAUUGAACAACUAUUCACUGGAAAAUGUUGAGUCAGCAAUUAUGCAGUUUGUGCCAGACUAUAUACAGUCGUAUACUAGAGAACAUGAUCAUUUUGAUGAUUUUUUGACACCUGGUCAAACUUUUUUUGCGGAAAAUAGAGAAAAAUUGCUUGAGACAAUUAGAGGGAAUUACUACAAUAAGAAAGCAUCACUAGAUUCCAGUGGAGAUAAUGUGGAUUAUAGGCUUCCUUCUAUGUUGAAUCAGGAUAUUUAUGAGGAAGCAUUUGGAUCAUAUACCACUGACACUGUAGUAAAGCUGCCAAAGAACCACCUUUGGGAUUACAGUACGACAGCUGUGCACAGACCGAAGAAAACGAUUGAACUUCGAAAAGGACAAAUGCCUAGCAUACAACAAGUUAUUGACAUACUCGAGCAGGAACGCUUGAUAGAUAUCAUUUCGGUGGACCUCAACAAGUGUAGACGACGAGAUCGGGGGUUGUAUGCAAUAGUAGCUACAGGAUACACACGUUCGCAUUGUAGGCGUGUCGGAAGGAUGUUAUAUCGCAUUAUCGUUGAUUUAGAGAUACCAUUCGUAUCAAAAAUAUCAUACUGCUGCAGUUCCCGGGAUGACGACUGGAUUGUUGCACACUUGGGACCUCUUUGUAUUCAUCUUAUGAUUGAAGAAGACAGAAAUAAGUAUAGGUUGUACAUUACACUCUCAUUUUUUACAAAUUAA
Theileria equi strain WA is the source of this 978-nucleotide messenger RNA. RefSeq lists its product as hypothetical. NCBI's taxonomy places the organism in Eukaryota, Apicomplexa, Aconoidasida, Piroplasmida, Theileriidae. The record is from RefSeq and is a predicted model, not a curated record. The transcript is spliced from 5 exons. Bases 1 to 978 code for a protein of 325 amino acids.